Molecule: messenger RNA, 942 nt
Organism: Blepharisma stoltei
Lineage: Eukaryota; Ciliophora; Heterotrichea; Heterotrichida; Blepharismidae
Source: the annotation of a GenBank genome assembly
AUGAAUUUGACUAUAAUAUUUAGCAUUUCUUUAGCAAUCCUCGUAGUAAGCUGGUAUAUCUCUGAGUACACCCAUUUCCACCACACCCCAAGGAUGGUCACUAAAAUCUUUGCAGCUGAACUCGACAAGGACUCGAAAUCUGGAAAAAUAUUCAAGGUAAUUGGAGGGGAAAACCAAAAUAUCGUCGACCCCUUUUUAUCAUUCGAGCAUUUCAUAUUAGAAAAGCCUUAUGGAUUUAACGAUCACCCACACAGAGGCACUGACAAGGUUACUUAUAUUAUUGGAGGCGAAAUGAUAUAUGAAGAUUUUAGAGGAAACGUAGGAGCACUAUCUGCAGGAGACGCAAUGUGGAUGACCAGUGGCAAAGGAAUGGUCCAUGCAGAAAUGCCUUUGAGUGACACUGUAGAAGGGGUCAGGGUAGAAAUUUUGCUGAAAAAUGACUUCAGGAUGUGUGACCCUGCUUAUCAAUAUUUAAAAAGUGACGAAAUUGCGACUGCUGAAGACAGUUAUGCAAGGGUUAAAGUAAUUGCAGGAGAAAGCAUGGGGAGGGCUUCACAUACAAUUACACGAACUCCUGGGCUGUUCUUAAUUUUUGAUCUUGGGAAAGGCGGGGAGGCGUUCCAAGAAAUCCCACAAGGCUGGAAUGCAGUCAUAUAUGUCCUGCAGGGUCGAAUCGAAAUCCAAGGUGACGAAAUCAAAGCAAGGCAUGGAGCAGUUUUAUCACAAUGGGAUAAUGAUCUUACUGUAAAAUCCAAAAAAGGAGCAACUUUCAUUUUAAUAGCAGCUGAGCCUAUGGACGAAAUGAUGGUGCAGUUCGGCCCUUACGUGAUGCCUAACUAUCCACUAGUAGAAAAAGCUCACCGUGACUUUAAGAACGGCCAAGAUGGCUUCGAGGGUGCUCCUGAAUGGAAAUCGACCAUAGGAAAGCAGCUUAAUCAGUAA